AUGAAGGGAUUCUGCGGUGGGCUGUGCACCUGCUCUGGUCAAGGGGAGGGUGAGGAGGAUGAGGACGGGGCUCCUCCGCCACGCAGCCUGGCAUCGGUGGAUAGAGAAGGCAAACAGGAGAACUCCAUCCAGAGUCUUACAGAGGAUGGACAGCUCAUCCCCCAGUGUCGGAUCUGCUUCCAGGGAUCAGAGAAGGGGGAGCUGGUGAGCCCCUGCCGCUGCGAUGGCACUGUACGCUACACUCAUGAGGCUUGCCUUAUCCGCUGGAUCAGUGAAAAAGGUUCCUGGACCUGUGAGCUCUGCGACUUUGAGUACAGGGCCUAUUCGCUUUGCACCAAGAACCCCCUGCAGUGGCAAGCGGUCUCGCUUUCCAUAAUUGAAAGGGUACAGAUAUCAGCCACCAUCCUGUGCAUCGUGUUCCUGCUGACUAGUGUGGCUUGGAUCCUGUGGUCCCUCUUGAGCUCCUCUGCAAGAUGGCAGCGGCAGGACUUUAUAUUUCAGAUAUGCUACGGAAUGUACGGCUUCAUGGACUUGGUUUGUGCAGGACUUCUAAUCCAUGAGGGACCGGCUGUCAUCCAGAUCUUGAAGCGUUGGCUUACGAUUAACCAUCAUUGGAAGGUGCUUGAUUAUGAGAAAGAGAAAGACUCGGUCUUGGCAGCUUGCGGUGACGUGGCAGGCAGUGAGGAAACUGCAGACGACGGCCAGGAGGAGACUAAGAGAGUCAAGACCUCUCUAAUGCAGCGCUUUAGCAACACCAUUUCCAACGUUCUACACCAGCUACGGCCCAAUAACCGCGACAACGACAACGGCAACACCAACACCAACACCAACACCAACAACAACGCAAACGCUGAUGUCAUCGACAACGACGACAACGACGACAACGAGGACAUCGUCGUGACAGUGACCACCAUAUGAAGCUUUUAAGGCCUCACAUGUAUCAAAAGCACCCAGCAUCUUGCAUACACAAGCACAGCUUUUGUAUGGCAACUGUUCCAACAUAAAUGGUUAUAUGUCAAUUAUUUUUCUCUGUCAGGACCAAAUAUUGAGCAAUUCUGCAAUUCUUUGAUGAAGAAAGGGAUGUUCUGAUUUCUGUAUUGUCUGCUUUGCUUUUGGAUCAGCCAUGAA
Dunckerocampus dactyliophorus (ringed pipefish) is the source of this 1128-nucleotide messenger RNA. Its product is annotated as E3 ubiquitin-protein ligase MARCHF9-like. Gene Ontology annotation, molecular function: ubiquitin-protein transferase activity; zinc ion binding. The record is from RefSeq and is a predicted model, not a curated record. The transcript has 4 exons. Gene Ontology annotation, biological process: protein ubiquitination. Bases 1 to 918 code for a protein of 305 amino acids. Lineage: Eukaryota; Metazoa; Chordata; Actinopteri; Syngnathiformes; Syngnathidae.